GGGUGGGGUGGGGCAGAGAAGGAAAGUGGGUGGGCGGGGGGCCAGGAGCACCAAAUAUAAAAAGCGCAGGGUUGCAGCUACUGAGCGCCAAGGGUUCUCUACUCUGACUCCUCCCUCGCCACGUCUCGGCUCCGGCUCUACUCGACCUUGUCGGGCCUCGGCUGCUCAGGGCUGCGGUGGAAAGAUGGCGGCUCCGGCCGGCGGCGCGGAGGCGGCUUUGGCGGCUGCGUUAGCCGAUGUCCCCGAGCUGUCCCGGCUCCUGGAGAUUGACCCCUAUCUGAAGCCCUACGCCGGGGACUUCCAGCGGAGGUAUAAGCUCUUCACCCAGACUUUGAAAGAAAUUGAAGAAAAAGAAGGCGGUAUUAAGAAAUUCUCCAAAAGUUAUGAAUCAUUUGGAGUCCAUCGAUGUGCUGAUGGUGGUUUAUAUUGCAAGGAAUGGGCUCCCGGAGCAGAAGGAGUUUUUCUUACUGGAGAUUUUAAUGGUUGGAAUCCCUUUUCUUAUCCCUAUAAAAAACUUGAAUAUGGGAAAUGGGAGCUUUACAUCCCACCUAAACAUGAUAAAACUUCAAUUGUGCCGCAUGGAUCAAAAUUAAAGGUGGUCGUAACUAGCAAAAGUGGGGAGAUCCUGUAUCGUAUUUCACCCUGGGCAAAAUACGUGGCUCGUGAAGGGGAUCACGUGACUUACGAUUGGAUACACUGGUGCCCAGAGCAUCCUUACCGACACCAGCACCCUCGGCCCGCGAAGCCCCGCAGCCUCCGGAUCUACGAGUCUCACGUCGGGAUCUCGUCUCACGAAGGGAAAGUUGCAUCCUACAAACACUUCACGUGCAACGUUCUGCCCAGAAUCAAGGACCUGGGCUACAACUGCAUUCAGAUGAUGGCGGUCAUGGAGCACGCCUAUUACGCCAGUUUCGGCUAUCAAGUCACGAGCUUUUUCGCAGCGUCCAGCCGUUAUGGUACCCCUGAUGAACUGAAGGAGCUGGUGGAUGUUGCCCACUCGAUGGGAAUCAUCGUCCUCUUGGAUGUCGUUCAUAGUCACGCGUCCAAAAACUCUGAGGAUGGUCUGAACCAGUUUGAUGGGACUGAUUCCUGCUAUUUCCAUUCUGGACCGAGAGGAAAUCAUGACCUCUGGGACAGUAGGCUGUUUGCCUAUUCUAGCUGGGAAGUUUUAAGAUUCCUUCUUUCUAACUUGAGAUGGUGGCUAGAAGAAUAUUGCUUCGAUGGAUUCCGUUUUGAUGGUGUGACAUCGAUGCUUUAUCACCACCAUGGAAUGGGUCAAGGCUUUUCGGGCGACUACAGUGAAUAUUUCGGACUACAAGUGGACGAGGACUCGCUGGUUUAUCUGAUGCUGGCGAACCACUUGGUUCACACAGUGCAUCCGGACUGCAUUACCAUAGCGGAGGAUGUUUCCGGAAUGCCGGCUUUGUGCUCGCCCAUCACGCAGGGGGGAGGUGGCUUUGACUACCGACUGGCCAUGGCAAUUCCCGACAAGUGGAUUCAGAUACUUAAAGAACUUAAAGAUGAAGACUGGAAUAUGGGAAACAUUGUGCAUACCCUCACAAACAGGCGCUACCUUGAAAAGUGUAUUGCAUAUGCAGAAAGUCAUGAUCAGGCUCUUGUUGGUGAUAAGACCUUGGCAUUCUGGUUGAUGGAUGCGGAAAUGUAUACAAACAUGAGUGUGCUGUCCCCCCUUACUCCAGUUAUUGAUCGUGGCAUACAGCUUCAUAAAAUGAUUCGUCUCAUUACUCAUGCACUUGGGGGCGAAGGCUAUCUGAACUUUAUGGGCAAUGAAUUUGGCCAUCCAGAAUGGUUAGACUUCCCAAGAAAAGGAAAUAAUGAGAGUUACCAUUAUGCUCGGCGGCAGUUUCAUUUGACUGAUGAUGAACUCCUCCGCUACAAAUUCCUCAACGACUUUGACCGAGAUAUGAAUAAAUUAGAAGAAAGGUGCGGCUGGCUCGCAGCACCUCAGGCCUUCGUGAGCGAGAAACAUGAAGGAAAUAAAGUCAUCGCUUUUGAGCGAGCGGAUCUCCUUUUUCUCUUCAAUUUCCACCCGGAAAAGAGCUUUACUGAUUACCGCGUGGGAACGCCUUCGCCAGGGAAAUUCAAAAUUGUCCUGGACACUGACGAGGGGAGGUACGGAGGACACCAGAGGCUGGACCAUAACACCGACUUCAUUUCUGAGCCCUUUGGACAUCAUGGCCGGCCCUGCUCUCUUUUGGUGUACCUGCCCAGCCGAGUGGGCCUGGUGCUUCAGAACGUGGAUCUGCCCAACUGAAGCCGAGGCCCGCCUGGCCCGGAGUGCCCUCGGUGUCCCGUCAGAGACUUUCAGGAGAAGGUUCAGUCAUGCUCCCAAGGCUUCACUGUCGGUACGGAAUAUUGCAAGGGACCCUGGGCCGCCGAGCCCCUUCCGGGCCGCGUCGGUGCCAGCGUAGAGAGAAUCCUCCGCUUUCUAGUGUGCAGAGCGCCGCAGGGCGGACGUUCUCAAGCUACGCGUGGCACGGCGAAAGUCAAGUCAUAGUGACGUCAUUCUUGGUGUUUCCGGCUCGCUGCACUCCCGCCGCCCUGAUCCUUCCUUAACGUGAUGAGUGAGCAGAAUUGCUUAAAGUCGAAUAGCGGCUUAUUGACGUGUUUUCUUUUGCGUUUGGCGGGGUGCCUGAAUGAAACCUUAUCAUGCUUGUUAUCGCUUCUGGAAUCCUCCUGGAAAAAGGAAAUUAUUAUUAUUCACGAGUGACGAGGGUUUGUUUUUCAAGAAAUGAUGGACUUUUUGGGAAGCCACUUUGGUGUGAUUUCAGCAGAACAUUUUUCUUUUCUUUUUUCUUUCCUGUAACGUUCUUCCAGCUGCUUCUUUCUCAGUUUUUCCCAGCCUGACAAUCACUGUGAGAGUUCAGAAACCGCCUUUGAUUUUCUAUUAGUGCGCAGUUUGGUCCAAAUAUUUUCAGCGAGACUUAGCCUAUUAUUCCAGGGGAUUGAUUAGAGCACACUUCAGCCUGCGUGCUAUAAAAAGGUCUUCACUUGCAGAGAGCAAUCGAGCAUCCCUGGGUGUGCCUGUACCCCGAUUGGCAGCCCAAGCAAAAGCAUCGAGUUGGGUUCCUGCCAGAGUCGGUGAUCGACAGGGACGUGAAGACGCUUCACUCAGACCUGCUGUAACGAGGGCGGCUUCCUCGGCCCUUCAGAAUCGCUGGUGCCCGUCAGCGUGUCCCUGGAUUUCUGAUAGUGCUAGUUCUUCGCCCCGCCCCCCCCCAAGGCACUCUGGGAACACCCAUCCCAGUGACUGUGUUUGGUCUGGAAUCCUUUGGCUUUCGCAGGAGCAAUAUUCAGUGGAAAAGACACUUAGUACAAUUGGAAACAAGUCCUCAUGGCGGAUACCCAUUUAGGCACAGAUGAGAGAUCGGGUAAGAAAAAAUAGAUACAAAGCCAAAGAAAUGAAUGAACAUCCUAACAGUCAAAAUCUGGCAACUCCGACUGUUCUAGAUGAAGACAGCCUGCGUUAGACGUUGUUCUAAGGAUCCUCCUUUUUAUGACACCUUCCAGGUUUCAUUGGGAACAUGAUGACACUUUGUGGCAAGUAAAAGACACCCGUGGAAUUAUGGGCUCCAUUUUCUUUGUUGAUUGAUCUUACACGCGGUUUCUUUGUAUCUCACUGAUUUACUUUACAGGGUUCCACAAAUUAAUGUGAGGUCAUUGCCCUUGUGUCUUUCUGCUAGAAGAACAAUAAAUGUAUCUUCUAAGUAGGAAUAAUAAAAAUAUAUGCAAAUAAAACAUUAAGAGUUAAAAAUGUGAA
Messenger RNA from Monodelphis domestica (gray short-tailed opossum), 3781 nucleotides. Lineage: Eukaryota; Metazoa; Chordata; Mammalia; Didelphimorphia; Didelphidae. The record is from RefSeq and is a predicted model, not a curated record.